CCGACGGCCGGAAACGCGAGGGAGCGUCUUGCCCUGGAUGCUGUACACAGUUCAGGUGUGGGGAUCCGUGUCUGAUCUCUCUCAGGUCGAAAAGGAGAGAGGCCUGCGGGCCGAGCUCAAGAGCCAUCAACCCAGAGCUGUCUUCUGCAGAGCCCAGCAUGGGUUUCCUGACCGCCGUUACGCAAGGCCUGGUGCGGGGAGCGGAUAGGAUGAGCAAGUGGACAAGCAAGCGGGGACCACGCACCUUCGUCAAGAGCCGGGGUGCCAAGAGAACCGGCAUCUAUACCUCUAAUGGAAAGUUUGUGCAGAUAAAGGAAAUGGUCCCAGAAUUUGUCGUCCCGGACUUGACUGGCUUCAAGCUCAAGCCUUAUGUUAAUUACCGAGCUCCUGCAGGCAUAGACACACCCCUGACCGCCAAAGAACUCUUCCUGCAAACAGCUGCACCUGCUAUUGAAAAAGACUUUAUAGAAGGGACUUUUGAUGCUGACAACUUGGAGAAAUAUGGCUUUGAGCCCACACAGGAAGGCAAGCUCUUCCAGUUGUAUCCUAAAAAUUUCCCACGCUAGAAAACAGUGACAGUGACCAAAAGUUUGCCUACAAAGUGGAGAUAAUGCAAGCCUUGGAUUCUGAGUGUCUCGAAGAGUAGGCGCUUCCUUGUGCAUUUCUAUUAAAGGCCUUUAGUAUCUCA
Molecule: messenger RNA, 688 nt
Organism: Cricetulus griseus (Chinese hamster)
Lineage: Eukaryota; Metazoa; Chordata; Mammalia; Rodentia; Cricetidae
Source: RefSeq, a predicted model, not a curated record